CUAUGGGUGAAAGGGAACUGCUCUGUAAACAACGUGCUGGGUUUUUGAAAUCGUUUGGGGAGUCACGUGACCAGGGCGGAAACUGACUCAUAGUCCACGCUGAAUCUCCCGCGAACGCGGCCAUUUAGUCUUUCCUCUCGCUGCAGUUACACCGAAAAGUCGCAGCCAUGGCUGAUUCAAUGGGGCAGUCUGUACCAGUGGCGGUCUUCAAGUUGGUGCUGGUUGGAGAUGGAGGCACAGGAAAAACGACUUUUGUGAAGAGACACAUUACAGGAGAGUUUGAAAAGAAGUAUGUAGCUACUCUUGGAGUAGAAGUCCACCCACUGAUGUUCCACACCAACAGAGGACCCAUCAAGUACAAUGUGUGGGACACAGCUGGUCAAGAGAAAUUUGGAGGUCUGAGAGAUGGCUACUAUAUUCAAGCUCAGUGUGCUAUCAUCAUGUUUGAUGUCACAUCUCGGGUCACCUACAAGAACGUACCCAACUGGCAUCGCGACUUGGUCCGUGUCUGUGAGAACAUUCCCAUCGUGCUUUGCGGCAACAAGGUAGACAUCAAAGACAGGAAAGUCAAAGCCAAGAGCAUCGUGUUUCACCGCAAGAAGAACUUGCAGUACUAUGACAUUUCUGCCAAGAGUAACUACAACUUUGAGAAGCCCUUCCUGUGGUUAGCAAGGAAGUUGAUCGGUGAUCCAAAUCUGGAGUUUGUGGCAAUGCCUGCCCUCGCUCCCCCAGAGGUCCUUAUGGACCCCAACCUUGCCGCUAAAUAUGAGGAAGAACUUCAAGUCGCAUCACAGACAGCACUCCCAGAUGAAGAAGAUGACCUCUAACCUGGGAACUGCUUUCCUUAACCCUUUCCUUUUACCCUUCUCUCUCUCUGACUGUGGACAGGAAGUUGUUUUGCCCCUUUACUGUAAAAUCCCUUUUCAGAUUUUUUUUUUAUUUUUGAAAAUUUUUCGUUUUAAAACUUAAAGAAAAAAACUUUGUGCAAAAGUUGUGGUUCUAAUUUCAUUGUAGGACAAGCCCAUCCCAGUAUUGUUGUUGGCAUGGCAACGUGCUACUUUUCAUCAAGCACUCUCCACUGCAUAUAUCCAACUCACAUAAUGCUGUUGUACGUUGUACUGGGAGCACUAAGGGGAAUAAACUUUGAAUAAAAAUAUUGUCAUUAAAACACU
This is a messenger RNA of Oryzias melastigma (Indian medaka), 1172 nucleotides long. RefSeq names its product RAN, member RAS oncogene family (gene ran). The transcript has 7 exons. Gene Ontology annotation, biological process: protein import into nucleus; ribosomal subunit export from nucleus. NCBI's taxonomy places the organism in Eukaryota, Metazoa, Chordata, Actinopteri, Beloniformes, Adrianichthyidae. The record is from RefSeq and is a predicted model, not a curated record. Gene Ontology annotation, cellular component: cytoplasm; nucleus. Gene Ontology annotation, molecular function: GTPase activity; GTP binding. Bases 168 to 827 code for a protein of 219 amino acids.